UAACGAGGAUGCAAUGUCUUCGCUUAGACAUAUGCCAUACAGCCUUUGUACGUACUAGUCGAUGAAUUGAUAGUAGAUUAUUAAAAAAAAGAAACAGGAAACAAAAUCCCUGUAAUGAGCUGGACGAGUAUUCAUGUAUCGAAUAUCUUAUCCGCAACAUGCAUAUGGUGGGUAAGGACAUAGAUAUGUCUAGAAAGUCCCACCUACCGUACCCGCCUAUGUAAGUACGUACCUACAUAAUAGUUCGUACUCGAACCAAUUGAUGUCAUUCCUCUUCUUAAUAUCAACAUAAUAUCAACACUGCGUCGACGUUGAAACAAAUUCUAAAGGUAGACAUAUCCACUACCUACCUGAAUACAUAUAUCGUCGGUCGAGUCCACAAUCCUCGUCGGUAAUUUGACUCCUCUACCCUUGCAUUAGGGCUGCCUUAACCAUGGGAUCUAUCGUUCUACCACAUCUGAACACCGGCUGGCAUGUCGACCAAGCCAUUCUAUCGGAAACGGAGCGUGUUGUCGCCAUUCGGUUCGGUCGUGACCAUGAUCCCGAGUGCAUGCGACAAGAUGAAGUUCUAUACCGCAUCGCCGACAAAGUAAAAAACUUCUGCGUCAUCUAUGUCUGCGACAUCGAUCAGGUUCCCGACUUCAACCAGAUGUACGAGUUGUAUGAUCCUUGCACCAUCAUGUUUUUCUACCGGAACAAGCACAUGCUAUGCGAUUUAGGCACGGGAAACAAUAACAAGCUCAACUUCGUGCUUGAGGACAAGCAGGAGCUAAUCGACAUCAUCGAGACGGUUUAUAAGGGUGCCAAGAAGGGUCGCGGUCUGGUCGUUAGCCCAAAGGACUACUCUACCCGUUAUCGAUACUAGCCACACCACCUAGCACGAUCGUACAUACAUCCCUUUCUCGGUACGCAGUUUUCUUGUGCCUUUCUUCCUGGAAAUAACUACCCUUUGAUCUUAAGUGAGGGUAUCAGAGCAUCAGGGUAUCUAAGAGCUACUGUGAAACGCCGAUGGUAUAUGUUAGGAUGGUGGGGAAGCUUGAGGCCAUAGCAGAAAGUCAGUGACGCUUCGCCGGGCACGAAGGCUGGUCAACUCGCUUCUAAACGCCAAUGUAAGUUAAUACAAGACAUCACCAUACUAACACAAACAAAGUGAGUUCACUAAGCCUCUUUAAACAGCAAAAUACAAUUGCUUAUUGUAUUGUUCCGUAAGGUUAUGGAAAUGAAUGGGCAAAGGUAAAUAAUACGUAGUAUCGACAAUGUAUAUAAUAAUUAAAUAAAGCUUAUAUAUUUAUAUAAAUAUUAUAUUAAACGUAUUUAAGAAUAUAAAUGUUUUUAUUAAUUAAAUA
Molecule: messenger RNA, 1346 nt
Organism: Annulohypoxylon truncatum
Lineage: Eukaryota; Fungi; Ascomycota; Sordariomycetes; Xylariales; Hypoxylaceae
Product: mitosis protein dim1
Exons: 3
Coding region: 434-865 (143 amino acids)
Biological process (GO): mRNA splicing, via spliceosome
Cellular component (GO): U5 snRNP; U4/U6 x U5 tri-snRNP complex; spliceosomal complex
Source: RefSeq, a predicted model, not a curated record